Molecule: messenger RNA, 2096 nt
Organism: Vespa mandarinia (Asian giant hornet)
Lineage: Eukaryota; Metazoa; Arthropoda; Insecta; Hymenoptera; Vespidae
Product: protein Wnt-7b
Biological process (GO): multicellular organism development; cell fate commitment; positive regulation of JNK cascade
Cellular component (GO): extracellular region
Molecular function (GO): frizzled binding; cytokine activity
Source: RefSeq, a predicted model, not a curated record
AAAUUAAUUUCUACUAAAGAUAUUUUCGUUAUUUCUUUAUCAUUUCAAGAUCAAGAUUUUGAAGUUUAAAGAUAGCCGAUCGAUAUGGAUCUUAAUUAUUUGUGAGAGAAUUUGUGAAUAUGUCAAAUCAAGUGUGUUAUUUUAAACGAAUUAGACGUGUAAUCGUCUCUUUUAAUCGAGAUUGAAAUAUGUCAACGAGUUUUUUUUGGAAUUAUGAAGGAAAUUCGACGAUUGUUGUUACGGGUGGUCGGAGCGGUGGUCGUCGGCGCAGCCGUUUGUGGGCGAAUUCCGGGAUUGGCUAAGAGUCAAAGAGAACAGUGCAGAAAGGCGCCACACGCGAUGCCUGCUGUCGGUGAGGGUGCCGAGCUCGGUCUUCGAGAAUGCCGACAUCAGUUUAGACAUCAUCGAUGGAACUGUUCUCACGUUGCCAACGAUCAGAUCUUUGGUCAUGUCGUCGUAGUAGGAAGCAGAGAAGCAGCUUUCACGUACGCGAUAAGCUCGGCUGGAGUUACAUACGCGGUAACCGCAGCUUGCAGUCGCGGCAAUAUCACGGCUUGCGGUUGCGAACCGGCUAUAAGCAGGACGAGAAAGGAAUUACCUCCGAAUGGUUGGGAAUGGGGAGGUUGCAGUGCAGAUGUCACUUAUGGAAUGAGGUUCGCACGUAGGUUCCUAGAUGCAAGAGAGAUCGAAGGCGAUGCCAGAAGCCUGAUGAAUCUUCAUAACAAUAAAGCUGGAAGAAAAAUCGUGAAAGCUCUUCUUCAAACUGAAUGUAAAUGUCACGGUGUAUCUGGUUCCUGUACCGUGAAAACUUGUUGGAGAACAUUGCCCAGUUUUCGUCAGAUCGGUGACGCUCUUAUGAAAAAGUAUUAUCGAGCUAAGGCGGUCGUUGCUAUCACGCCUCCACCACCGCCCACAAUCCAAAGUUCUGAGAGCAUAUCACACUCAACUACAGCAGAAAUAACGCCUAUUCUCGGUAACGAUGCAAAAACUCAAGGGAAACCAAAUGAUUUUAUAAAAUCUCAUCGUGAUCGACAAGCCUCAAAAAAGAUGAACAACGGUGUUAAACCGAGGAGAUCACAUUUGGUAUUAAAAAGAAGUAAAGUUAGUACCGGCGGAAGUAUGAUGGGAUCGAAAAGAAUUCCUAAAAGAAGCGAACUGGUCUUUCUUCAAUCCUCGCCGAAUUAUUGCGAGCCGGAUUUGGCUUUGGGUAGUUUGGGUACACAAGGCAGAUAUUGUAAUCGAACGAGUAAAGGUACCGAUGGAUGUGAUUUGAUGUGUUGUGGUCGUGGUUAUAACACACAUCAAUUUACUAGAACUUGGCAGUGUAGAUGUAAAUUUCAUUGGUGCUGUCAUGUGCAUUGUGACACGUGUACCGAACGUACGGAAGAAUACACUUGCAAAUGAUGUAAAUAUUUACUUUUCGAGAGAACAUUUUCUUUGUGUAAGUGUGUUACAGAAAAAUAUUGAACGAAUAUCGACUGAUCGAUGAUAUUUUUUAUUAUCGUUCAGCUAAUCUCUCUGAUACAUGAUAUAGCCUAAUCAUUGAAAUCCUCGCAAAAAAAAAAAAGUAUACAAGUGAGAUUUACAUGUAUAGGUACAUUAACUAAAUAUUAGUUUAAGAAAAUUUACAAAAAGAUUUACUGAUGAAAUAGAACUUAGUUCUCUAGCAUUAUGUGGUUGUACCUUUUCAAACUCAAUCUUAGAACAAUAUCACAUCAAUUUGUUGCACUAUAAUUGAGCUCAGAAAUGUUGCAUUUCAAAAUGUUAUUAUAUUAGGAAUGAAAAUUAGACAUCUCUCUCUUUCUCUCUUUUUUCUCUUACUCUUAGAUAUGUUGCAUAAAUUAUUAUUUAUUUUUUAUUAUAAAUAGACUAUACUCGUGUGUUGUGUGUUGCUGCGUGUGUAUGAGUGUAAAACUAUAUGUGUACAUACAUUUAUAGUUGAUGUAUUUACCAAUUACUAAAUUUCUCUGCGUAUUUCUGACACACAGACAUUGUUAUAUGAUUUUAUUGAAGCUUUCACCGUGAUUGUAAAACGUCAAGAAAUUCAAUAAACUAAUAAAUCUAAGUAGAAACAUCAGGUAUAUACCAUACGUAAA